Messenger RNA from Melanotaenia boesemani (Boeseman's rainbowfish), 4925 nucleotides. RefSeq names its product guanine nucleotide binding protein (G protein), gamma 13b (gene gng13b). Gene Ontology annotation, cellular component: heterotrimeric G-protein complex. The coding region runs from base 413 to 616 and encodes 67 amino acids. Gene Ontology annotation, molecular function: G-protein beta-subunit binding. Gene Ontology annotation, biological process: sensory perception of taste; phospholipase C-activating G protein-coupled receptor signaling pathway. The record is from RefSeq and is a predicted model, not a curated record. Lineage: Eukaryota; Metazoa; Chordata; Actinopteri; Atheriniformes; Melanotaeniidae. The transcript has 3 exons.
AUCUCCCCUCCUCUUUCCUCUCACACUGACGAUAAUAAAGGUGGGAUCGAUCCCUGCACAGCGGAGCGCGCGCCGCACCACUUCUUUUAACUUCUUCCUCUCCGCCUCGUUUUCACUCAGCUUCAGGAAGGGGGGCAGGAAGCACGGACCACCAGCACCAGACAGCCUCAGACUGCUCGCCUCUCCGGAUACUGCGGAUUUUUUUUUUAUCCUUAAUCUUUUUCCCCUCAGCGGAUGCAGAGCGCGCGCUCCGCCUCGCAGAGAUAAAAACUGAUAUUUCGCUACUUGGGGGGAACAGAUAGCCCAUCGUCUGUGCGUCCAGCGGGCUUAACUGCACCUCAAGACUCGGAAAGAGCAACAGCCUCCACCGGCACACCAGUGAGGUAGAACAGCCCUACAUCAAACUGCAGCCAUGGAUGAGAUGGACCUGCCCCAGAUGAAGAAAGAGGUGGAGAGCCUCAAAUACCAACUGGCCUUCAAGCGAGAGAAAUCCUCCAAAACAGUCACAGAUUUGGUAAAGUGGAUAGAGGAUGGUGUUCCUGAGGAUCCCUUCCUGAACCCGGAGCUGAUGAAGAACAACCCCUGGGUGGAGAAAGGAAAAUGCAUGAUCCUCUAGAAGGAAAUUUCCCUCUACCCACGACCGUCGACGUAAACACACCCUACAGAUGUCCCCUGAAGCUGACCCUACCCAGCCCGUGAGGGCACUGGCAGGACAGGGCCUACCAACCUUUCACCAUGAAUGUACUACAGCUGAUACUCCCAACCUCUCCUUGACAAACACACAGCGACAGGAGCAUGAAAACACACAUGGACUGACAUACACUGACCCACUUGAUCACUCCAAACCUUGAGACUUUCACUGCAAGUUUAUUCGUGCCACUGCAAUUCCUCAUUACUAUAAUAUGACAAUAUCGAUCCAGUUCUUAUGCUACACGUCUUUAUAUGAAUAUGCGAUGACUUAUUUAUGCAGCUGCCAAUCACAAGCUUUUUCUCUGCACAUUUAGUUUCCUUCAGUUUUGAUUUAUUGCAGUGUAAUAUAGUCACGUUGUCACUGCCAGAAUGACUGUAGGUGUGCUGGGAGAAAGUUGUGCCGUGUUGAGCUAUUAAGAUGAUUAUAUUUGCAAAAAUAAAAAAAAAUCAUUUAAACUAUAUAUGAGAACCCAUAUUGAUAUGUAAGGAAAUAUAGACUAUUUUAUUCAAGCUUAAAAGUAAUUGCGUCAGUGUUUCAGUGUUUCAUACACAACCCCCCUUGCUUGUUUUUGUUUUGUGGUUAAAAUAGCAAGAACUUUUAACCCAUUUAUUGGUCUCAUUUACAGUGGUUACCAAUAUCCUCUAUCUUUAUAUUAUUCAAUACAUAUAUUUACUGAAAUAAAUGUGGCAUAGAGAAUGGAAGUGAUUCCCAUUAAAAGUUAGGGUGGCAGAAGAAGUUAUGACAGUUUAGCUAACAAGAAUUCAUAAGCUAACACAAAGAUAGACAAUAGUUGAACCAGUUACAUUUAAAUGCAUCUCAAAUAUCUUUGGGGAUGCAUAAAAUUCUUUUGAUAUCCAGUAUCUAUCAAAUUCGCUUGACAUGCAAAAAGCUGCUGGACAAAAAGUUACCGAGGGCCUGUCUACUUUGAUGGCGUAGCAUAUUGCAUGUUAGCAUUGUAGAUAGCACCAGUGUUCUGGAAAUCUUAGGAGAGUAUCAGCUUAACAUGUUGCAGGCUAUAAUAGCCACACUGUACCCCAAAAAAUAGCACUUGCAAAUCUGUAUAGGUUCUGAUAUGGGAAAUAAAUCAAUAACUUGUCACAUUGUAAAAUAGUAAACUGAAAUUUGACAAGCGCAAAGCAAAAUGACAGUUUUAGUGUAAUUUGCAAUAACUUUGUUCAGUUACCGGCCACACUUAAAGACAGGUUGAAAAGCAUAGCAUCGUAAAUCUGGAUAAUGACAAACAUUUUUUUUGUCAAAUCAUGUAGCUGUGUGUGAUUUAACCCAAAAAAUACUUGAAAAUACAUUUAGAAGUUAUGAAAAUAACAAUCUGCUGAACUAAGGAAAUCACAUUAUUAGAUUUUUACAUUGUUUAUGGAUAGACGUCUAUGUGAGGCUAAUAUUUGCUUAAAUAUUUGUAUCUUGUUUUUACUCUUAUUUUAAUUAGAAAGAUCUGACUGGAAAUUGUAACAUGUACUUUCACCACUUUGACAUUUGUCUUGGAAAGUUGAUGACAAAAAUUUGAGCAAUGAAAAACAAUCAUCAGAUUGAACUUUAAAACUGUCCUCACAUCUACUUGGCCAGUUACUCUAGCAAACUGUUAAUCUUGUAAGUUUUGAAGUCACUGAUCAUGCCCAUUCUCUAUGUGUUCAAUAGGCAUGAUGGAAGGCAUGCAGACAAGGAUGUUAACAGGCAUUUUUAUUGGGUCAAGCUAUAGUUACAGCUCAACCACUGGACUUUUGUCCUCAUCUCAUUGAAACGGCACAAGAGGGGAAUCACGCUACUGACCAAAGAAAGCAUUAAAAUGCUUUUCACUCUAUCAUAUUGGACUCUUCUGAAUGGCUAAUUACGCCCCGGAUCAAAAGAUUUGACAAAAAACUUGGUUGAAGACAAAUCUUUACCAUGUGGAGUGGUGAAUUGGAGAACUUUACAUCUUUUUAGUGUUUCUCUUUUUCUUAAAAAACAAAAAGAUGCACACUGUUGCAUCUAGAUAUUUGCUAUAGUUACAGAUUUCUUCUUUUGAGUAUUUCUGUUUACUUCUGGGUCAAAGUCGGGUACUAUAAACUGCUGAGCAUGCACAGAGUACCUAGCCCAGUUUGUAUUCAAUUGAACUUAUAUAUGCAGGAGUAACUGACUCCCAACCACAUGAUUUGGGUGCAUUAGUCCUACUUGAGAAAUUCAGUUUAGGAUACUUUCAGUCAGGACAAACAUCUUUAUAUAUACUUUAAAAGUCUUGCUUUUACACUAACCAAACAAAUAAUUUGAUAUUUUCCAACAUUAAGUAAACAUGCUAACAGCUGCACCACCACUAUCAUUAUAAAUCGUCCGUCCCUCAUCAACAUAAAAGUGGAAAUUAUACUUGCUUUCAAUUAGGCAUAUGAUAAUCACAGCUGCUUUGCGCAUUUUGCAUUUGUCUGAAGCAUUGUUUGUGCAAUUCCUCAGAAAUUAACACAACUUUUUUCAAGGUGCAAUAUGCAAGUAACCACUAGGGGCAGUGUUGAGAGCAAUUUGACUGGAAGUAAGGUCACAGGAUGGACAGUGGUAAAAAUGAUGGAGAGUUCAGAAGAAAAGUCAUAGUGUGCUUGUUUUAAGGGCGCUACUUACCAUCUACUAUAUUGCUGCUGUUGUUUAUUUCUGCCGUGAUAUCAAAAUUAACCAAAUAUUGGCCACCUCUAUUGUUGCCAUGUUAAUAAUCUUGUUUACACGCUACAAACUAUCUGGUCUACGUCCAUUAAUGCGCCCCCUAGUGGAAUCCUCCGGAAGCAAGCAUCUUUACUUGUAAGGGAUGGGAUAUACUUGCUGUCUAUGCAAAUGUGCAUGUCAGCGUUGUGCACCAUCUGUAUAUAUACCUGCUACAGCACAAGAGCAACAUGAUGCAACCAAAAUGCUCAAUACUGGAGGUCACCAUUAGGGGCAGUACACAGCACUUGGACUCUGAAAUAGCGAAAAUGCUAGUCACAUUGUAUUUCCAGGGCAUUUUGUAAACAACAGUUAACUAAUCUGUUGCCAGAAGUGUUUAUCACUGUGCAACAGGGAGGGAAAAUCAUAAAGAUUCCAGUAGUUGCAAACAAAGUCCGAGAGGCGCUAUUCAAAACCAUCCACAAGUAAAACUUAAACAUCCAUCUCUGACCUUGUGUUCAUGUUCUUGUUUGCAUUAUCGCCUCUAGUGUUCAAAUCAACAUUGCAGGCAACACGGUACCUCGUGUCAACGCGAGCGGCCUCUUGCUCUCAGCGUGCCAAACGUACGCUAGGAACGCAUGGCAGCCAUGAUACGUAUGCAAACAUGUUGCUAAUAGCAAGUAUAUCCCAGUUCUUGGAAACAACAUGUCUGCACCUGAAAAGCUUUCACAGCCACCUUCUCUUGUGACUCCUACAGUUUCCACAUGUACUUUUAAAUAGUUUGUACAGCAUGAUUAUCACAUCAAGGUUUUGCUUGAGUGGCAUUUGGUCAGUGUCUUAAUAGAGUAGUUUAAUUUGUGUUGCCAGAGGAGAAUAAAAGUCCUGGUCUCUGGAGGGGUUUGAAGUUUCUGCUCCCUCCCCUCCUAAGCUACAACCCCUAAAGACCUUGCACAAACAUACAACCAUGCACACACAUCAUAUCUCCUCACCCUCACAUGUACAUACAGACCCCUUUAACUUAUUAACUUAUUUAUUUAUUGAUUCACCUUAGGUUUUGUUUCCUAUGUCUGAACUCUUUCUUUCUCAUUACCUCAACUUGAAAGAAGAAUUUAAAAAAGAAAAAAACUACUACACCUUGCCAGAUCACCAUCUACUACUGCCUUGUACACAGUUUCCUUAAAAUGAGAAUGUAAAUACGUGGCAUGAGGUAGGAACAUGACCUCAGAGCUAGCCUGCGAGUCUGUGUGCAUGUGACUGUGAUUGUGUGUUUACUGUGCAUAUUUUAGAAAUAAAUAUAGACAAGAGGUUCCUAUGUGGCUUGUGAAGCACACGUGCAGCUGAAUCACACACACACACACACACACACAGAGAGAGGAGGCCAAACAGAUCAACAGAACACAAGCACACACCAUUAACUUCGAGUGUGCAUGAGGGGAGGCGUGGCAAGGACGUGGGAUUCUCUGAAGGACGCGGGACAGCGGAGCCUCACAUCAUCUCUGUACUGUAUUCAAUCUCAUUAUCUACAUCGUUGUUAUUUCCCAAAUUCUGUUUGGUGGGAAGAUGAAUUUGAUCCUAUUUGUAGCUAAUAUUUGAUUUGAUCCCUUUUUAAAAUUCAGUU